AUGGUUGCCGACGAUUCAAAACUCUGGAAGGUUAUCCACAACGAAGGUGAUGAAGAAAAUCUGCAGGUAAAUUGGCGCCGACUCGGGCAAUGGUCAAACGAGUGGCUCCUGCCAUUCAAUGUCGCCAAAUGCAACAUAAUGCGCUUCGGUAGUACCAACACUUCGUAUCGGAGGAUGUACCCCCUAAAUCGUAUGCCGCUGCCAAAUAUAGAGACCCAGAAGGAUCUAGGGGUGUGGAUCACGCCUUCAUUAAAACUAUCACUCCAUUGCUUGAAGGUGGCCAAAUCUGCAAUGUCCACCUUGUAUCUCAUUAAGCACGCCUUUGCUAAUUUCGACUAA
Dibothriocephalus latus is the source of this 339-nucleotide messenger RNA. The record is from the annotation of a GenBank genome assembly. NCBI's taxonomy places the organism in Eukaryota, Metazoa, Platyhelminthes, Cestoda, Diphyllobothriidea, Diphyllobothriidae.